Messenger RNA from Mus pahari (shrew mouse), 262 nucleotides. RefSeq names its product small transmembrane regulator of ion transport 1 (gene Strit1). Gene Ontology annotation, biological process: regulation of ATPase-coupled calcium transmembrane transporter activity; regulation of slow-twitch skeletal muscle fiber contraction. NCBI's taxonomy places the organism in Eukaryota, Metazoa, Chordata, Mammalia, Rodentia, Muridae. The record is from RefSeq and is a predicted model, not a curated record. Bases 63 to 170 code for a protein of 35 amino acids. The transcript has 3 exons.
GGCGCAGGAUAACAAUAAGGAAGAAAGACUUGUGGCCCUGACUAAGUCACCCAACAAUAGAAAUGGCUGAGAAAGCAGAGUCAACAUCACCACACCUCAUGGUUCCCAUUCUUCUCCUGGUUGGAUGGAUUGUAGGCUGCAUCAUAGUUAUUUACCUUGUCUUCUUCUAGAAAAGGAAGAAGACUUCAAUCUGACACCAUUUAGAAGAAUAAAAAAACAGGAAUAUAACUCAUUAUUAAAGGUGUCUUGUAUUAAAUAGCUG